This is a messenger RNA of Echinops telfairi (small Madagascar hedgehog), 881 nucleotides long. RefSeq names its product translocase of inner mitochondrial membrane domain containing 1 (gene TIMMDC1). Bases 39 to 881 code for a protein of 280 amino acids. Lineage: Eukaryota; Metazoa; Chordata; Mammalia; Afrosoricida; Tenrecidae. The transcript is spliced from 8 exons. The record is from RefSeq and is a predicted model, not a curated record. Gene Ontology annotation, cellular component: mitochondrion.
GCUGGAGCGUGCGUGCGACCUCGGGUCAGGAGAGGGCCAUGGAGGAGCCUCGGAAGGCGCCUCCGAGCUGCCUCCGCAGGGCAUUGGGUCCUUUCCCCCGAGUCUUUGCUGCUGAAGCUGUGGCCGCCGAGUCCCAGACUCCUGCUGAGCGACCGAAGCCGCCUCCCUACGUCCCAGAAUCCCAUUACCCGGAAUCCGGAUGGGAUCGCCUCCGAGAGCUGUUUAUUAAAGAUGACCAGCAGAGAAGAUCUGAAGAACUUCAGAAUAUUUGUAAGGCAGCAGUUUCAGCAGGCAUCAUUGGCUUUGUCUAUGGAGGAGUACCUGCCUUUGUUCAUGCCAAACAACGCUAUGUUGAGCAGAGCCAAGCAGAAAUUUAUCAUAACCGAUUUGAUGCUGUGCAAGCUGCCCACCGUGCUGCCACUCGGGGCUUCAUUCGGUAUGGCUGGCGCUGGAGCUGGAGAACGGCGGUGUUUGUGACCACAUUCAACUCAGUGACCACUGGUCUGAAUGUGUACCGAAAUAAAAAUGCCCUCAGUCAUUUUGUCAUUGCUGGAGCUGUCACAGGAAGUCUUUUCAGAAUAAACUUAGGCCUGCGUGGUCUGGUGGCUGGUGGUGUAAUUGGAGCCCUGCUGGGUACCCCUAUUGGAAGCCUGUUGGUGCUGCUGCAGAGGUACUGUGGCGAGACUGUUCAAGAGAGGAAAGAGAGGGAUCGCAAGUCACUCCAUGAGCGGCAACUGGAAGAAUGGCUACACAAGGUCCUGAGAGGAUCGAUGAUGAGGAAACACAGUCAACCACAGCUUCAGGACCUUACUGUGGAAGAACUCGUGAAAAUGCAAAUUGGAAAGAAAAAGUUUGAAUAUGUUUAUUAUAAAUAUAUCUAA